AAUCAGUUGUCAGUUAAGGAAAUGGUUAACAGUGGUUGUCAAAGUCGCAAAAUUUUUUUGGAAAUUCACCUUUUAUUUUACUUUUCCCAUGCGAUAUGAACAAAACUUAUAGUUCAGUUAAUUUAGCUCUUCUUCUACAAGUGAAUUUGUGAUAUCAAGAUGUCUGACAUACCUGUAAAGGUGUUAAGAAAGGAGACAAGAGACUUAAUUUCAGCCUUAUUGAAUCCUAGGAAAGUUAUACCUAAUGAUAAAGGCUUAUCGAGAGAUUGGCAUGGUCUUGCAGAAUUAUGUGGAAUAAGUGGAGAAAUAAUACCACAUAUUAAAGACAGUAACGAUGCAGCUUUGAAGGUUUUGGACAUAUGGUCUGAAAAAAAUAGAGAAGAAAGCACCACUGCCAAGUUGUUGUCUUUUUUGGAACAACUAGACAGAUUUGAUGUUGUAGAAGAUGUUACACCUCUAAUUGAAAAAGACGCAGAAUGGUUUGAAGCAAAUCCUGACGGCUACAGAGCCCAGCUCCAAGAUAUUGACGACAAAGACAUUAUAACACACGACGAUGCAGAACGAAAAAGUCUAGGUCUUCCACCACAAACUUACGAUGCCUUCGUGAUGUUCAGUGACGACGAUAUCAACUUUGCUAUUGAGAUCAUCAACAAAUUAGAAGUACAAUAUAAAAUGAAGUUGUGUGUUACUUAUAGAGACGUCAUCGGAGGAGAAAACAGUCACGAUGCUGUGAUUAGGUUGAUUUCUACCAGGUGCAAUAGAGUGGUUGUUGUAGUAUCUCCUUCAUUUUUGGAAUGUCCAACUCACAAAUAUUUUUAUACUUUGGCCCGAAUGGAAUCUAUUGAAACGAGAAGACGAAAAAUUAUUCCUUGCAUAUACAAGAAGUGCUUUGACUUGCCUAUAGAAUUUCGAGCAUAUCAUCUGCUAGACUACACUAGAAUGGAGUCUACGUUCGGAAACUUUUGGGAUCAUCUUUACAAAUCACUCAAAGUUGUAAUACCUCCGUCCACACCAAGUGAUGUUACGUCGUCCACGCAACGUGAUGUUACAUCGUCUACGCAACGUGUUCCUCCAAUACCCCAAGCUGCCAUAGCACCAAGGAAAAGCAUUGAAUCAACAAAGUCCACGAAUCACGUCAAAUUCGAAUUUUUGGACCAACCUACAGAAGUGCCUAAAGUUGAGAAUAAAACACCACCCGUAGAAAUUCCUGUAGAAACUCCAGCAGCUCCUCAACCGACUCCAUCCACUGAUGAACUCGCCCACACGGAACUGAAAAAGAAAAACUCUUUUAUUCGAAAGUUCAUGAAAAUCGUUCAAAAACACGAUGAUAAAUCAGUAAAAGAAGUACCACAAAUCAACGGAGUCGCUCCGAAGAAAAAACGAUUCUGGAAGAAAAAUAAAUUAAAAAUACCGGUGGCUAAUUGAUGAACGUGGAGCAUAUAAUUGAGGUUAUGAUUAUUAGGUAUCCAUGUAAUUUCUCACAGUUAUUUUGUGAUUCUAUGAAAAAAAAACAAGGUUACUAUUAACCGAGUAAUAUGUAGACAUUUAUUUGAACGAUUGAUUUUUUUCUGGAGUGUCUAUCAAAUAUAGUGGAACGUUAUUUUUCUUGAAUCGUCCAUUUAGUAUAAGCUAAUGAACAUUAUUUAGAUUAUAUAUCUGUGAUAUAUAUCUAGAUAUAUAUAUCUCUAUGAUAUAUAUAGUUAUAUAUCUAGAUUAUAUGUCUAUCGGUCUCGGCAAUCAAGUGUAGUAGGUACUCACUAUAUAGACGAGAAUUCUUGUGUUUAAACCAAGUAAUUUUUUAAGUUAGUAACUAAAGAACGUAGCAAAAAUACUUAAUAUUGUUUGUGAGAAAACAUGUUAUGAAUGAAAGUCAUAAUGUAAUAAAUAUAAAAGUAAAUUGACAUAAAAAAUCAAAA
Diabrotica virgifera virgifera (western corn rootworm) is the source of this 1916-nucleotide messenger RNA. RefSeq names its product myeloid differentiation primary response protein MyD88 (gene Myd88). The coding region runs from base 160 to 1425 and encodes 421 amino acids. Gene Ontology annotation, molecular function: TIR domain binding; Toll-like receptor binding. The transcript is spliced from 6 exons. Lineage: Eukaryota; Metazoa; Arthropoda; Insecta; Coleoptera; Chrysomelidae. Gene Ontology annotation, biological process: innate immune response; defense response to Gram-positive bacterium; MyD88-dependent toll-like receptor signaling pathway. The record is from RefSeq and is a predicted model, not a curated record. Gene Ontology annotation, cellular component: plasma membrane.